Molecule: messenger RNA, 357 nt
Organism: Trypanosoma theileri
Lineage: Eukaryota; Euglenozoa; Kinetoplastea; Trypanosomatida; Trypanosomatidae
Exons: 1
Coding region: 1-357 (118 amino acids)
Source: RefSeq, a predicted model, not a curated record
AUGGCGUUUUUCACGUUUAAAUUGGGGUUUAUGGUGGCCACAAGCCCGCGCAGUUUUAUCAUUCAAUGCGACGGACAUUUGGCGCAAUUGGGCCAAAAACAUCGUCCACGAACCGGCCAGCUUACCCGCCACAGCGGCAAACCAUCCACGGCAACGUUUCUAACAGACGCAUCCGUGUACGGAAAGGUGGCGUUGCUUUCGAAGCGUGCGGGGGAAGUUCUUUCCGCAGACGGCGUGUGGGAGCACUCCCUACGAGGGAUGCCCCAAACGGUGACACGUGCCGUUAAUCUCGCAUUGUGGGUUUUUAAAACGCAUUUGACCGGCCCUUGGGCGUUCGCAUGCGUAGCGCAACGGUAA